AUUUGUGAAAACGUCCAUGAACCGCGAAAAAGGUAUGUAUCCAGUCGUAUUUCGAGAUCAGCAACAUGAUGAAACCACGUGACUCGAUGUAAAAAAUAUUGAAUAUUUUGAUGACUGAGAAAUGGACGGCAAAUUUUUCACAAGAAAGAGAAAAUUACUCUCUUAUUUUCUGUCACGAGCUUGGUAUGUAUAUUUCCUAACAAAUUAACUAGCUUUAUUUAAAUCUACACAGUUUUAAUAGGCAUUUUUUGCAACAAAAGUGUACAUUUUUAGCCAUUUUUUUUGUUCAAUUUACGUACGGGGUUUGUCAACAUUCGGGUCUCUCGCAACUCGCAGUUCCCGGAUUAUUCCAAACUUCGCUCCAAAAUUUAAAUGUCAAAAAUUACCGGGAGUUUGACAAUGUUUUUGUUCGAUAUCUGUGUCAGAAAACGAUCAGAAAAUGUAGUUAAAAGUGUGCAAAUGCUUUAUUUUUGGGAAGUUAAAUUCGUGGCACAGGAAACGACCACGAAAGAGCCUAAUUUGUUGGCUAAGAAUGCCAAUUUAUCUUGAUUUUUGACUUGCUUUUAACCCUUGGCAAGCGCAUUCAAAAUAUGGACAAGGUUUGUUUGGGUAUCUUUCAAUUUUGGAGGAAUUUUAUAGUUGUGAAAAAGUGUGAGCCAUGUUUAUAUAAAGGGAUUGGAGUUUCAGUUUCCUUAAUGUCUGUAGAUAAAAAUACAUUUCUGCUGGCUGGGUCAGACUGUAAAGUUUUGGCUUUGGAGGAAAUUAAUUUUCUGCUCAAAAAUUCUUGCAAUUAUGUAACAAUUAACUGCAAAUAAUUUCUGAAGAAUCUGCAAAAAAUUCGUUGGUGAACUAAGAACCAAGCAGAUUUCCAAUCUUCCUAUUCGACAUAAACACUUUCUGACUGCAGCAGGGCCUUUGUUUGCCAUAAUCUUCUGUGAAAAUAUCUGACAUUUCUCUGUAUUUUUCCCAAGGAAAAAAAUAUGUCCUGCACAAAAUUUUUCACUCUGGUAGGGUGUGUGGAGUCGCUUUGCCCAACAAAAGGGUGUUGUCAGAAAAAUGUUUUUAAAGAUGUUGGGAAAACUAAAAAAGUUUAUAAGGGUCCCACAGGGUAGCAUCACCAUUCUCAUCCUCAGGUCUAUGCUACGUUGCUCUUCACAGUAGACCUGGCUCAUGGGCCAACGAUGUAAAGACACUAUUAUCAAUUGCCAAAAGGAUAAAACCCCUAGAUGGGUAUGGUGACAUGCUCCCCCCGAAAAUUGUGUAAUUUAGAGUCCCUGAAAUGCCAAUUCAUGCACUUUGGGUGAUGAUUUUACAGAAUUGUGAUGGUCAGAAAAUGACAAAUUCCAUAGGAAAAACUAAAUUUUUAAAAUACUGUGACUGUAAUGUGUGCAUUGCUUUGAACCAGAAUGACGUCCAUGGAAUAUGGAGGAAGACCCUAAGAAUGAAGACAUACUGAUUGCUCAUAGCACUAUUGAUGUGCAAGCUAUCCAUGAUGAUCAUCAUGAAAUUCACGACCAAUCUAUCAUUGUUGAAGAACAGGGCAAAGAUGUUGGGAAGGAAGAAGGUUCAUGACUCAUUUUCAUGCAACAGAAAAAAUAAUUCAGAAUGAAUGUUUUUUUUGCAGUAAAGUAGGGAGCAUUAUCUAUCAUAAUAAACUGGUUAAAUGAAAAGCCCUGCUUUAAAUAAAGUUAUCAUACUGUUUUCAUUGUAGUUGGUGAUAAUUCUGAAUGUGAUCUGAAGUCUAGAACACUUCAACAGAUUUCUGAAGAAAAUGUCCAAGUAAGGCUUUAAAGGAUUCACAGGAAAAAAAAUUUAAAUUUCUGUUAAUGGUUUUUGAAUCGUUUUUACAGUUGUGCUAAUAGAAGCAUUCUGAAAAAUGUUGACCAAUUCAUUUCCUAGGAGUUCCUUUGAACAAUUCCUCAACAAUUUGAUAAGUUCCUUAAAAAGUUCCUGUCUUUCUGUUUCAUUGACCAAUCAAAUUUUAUAUCUUAUUUUUGAGCAAUCUGAUUGGUCAAUGAAACAGGAAGUUAGGAACUUUUUAAGGAACUUAUCAAAUUGUUGAGGAAUUGUUCAGAGGAACUCCUCGAAGUUAGGAAAUGAACUGGUCAACAUUUUUUGGAAUGCUUCUAUUGGCACAACUGUAAAGGUUUAAUUAAUAUGCAUACUAUCAAUGCAGAUUUCUGAUAUGGUAAAUUGGUCAAAACCAUCGUGUUUGAUAUUAAUACCAUCAUAAUGGUAUUUUUCUGUGCAGAGGAAAAAAAUAAAGUAAAAUUAAAGUAUUAAUUGUAAAUAUUAAACACAUGGUAUUUACUAAUUUAUUAACCAACCAUUAUACUGUAUAUGCAGUAUAUGGCUCUGGUGUAAUGGACUGUGCCUUAAUGGUUGGCUUUUGGUUACAUUCCGUACAUGGUAUUCAAAUCUAGGUAUCGACAUCCACCAUGGAUUGUUAUUCUGUACCCAGUAUGGUUGAGUCAGAUCUUUCUUCGUCUGUGUGUCCUAUCGAGCCAAUGGACCAAUCACCCAGCUUGCCAAGGCUAGCAAUGGCACCAGUACCUGAUGAUGCCCAGAAUGCAUUGCAGUCUGAAUGUGAUGAAAUUAACCAAGCGUGGUUCACAACAAAAGAAGACAAAGAUAGUUUGCAGGGAAAAGGUAUUUGUGCAUUUGUCUAGUAGUAGACUAGUUAGCUGUUUGGUGGUAAACAGUUGUUAUGGUACUAAUGGUUUUGGUGAUUAAUGAUGUGGGUGAUUGAUAAUUAUAAUUAUAUGAUUAUAGUGGUGAUGGGUAUAAUGAUGGUGGUGCAGAUGACAAAGAUGGUGGUGGUGAUGUUGGUGAUGGUAAGGAUGGCAAUAAUGAUGGUUAUGAUGUUGGUGUGGAUGAUGGUGGUGAUGAUGAUUAA
Molecule: messenger RNA, 2896 nt
Organism: Paramuricea clavata
Lineage: Eukaryota; Metazoa; Cnidaria; Anthozoa; Malacalcyonacea; Plexauridae
Source: the annotation of a GenBank genome assembly